CUACAGAAUGCCUUCCAGAAGGACAUCGUAUUCUCCAUCAUGCCUAUCGUAGCAUCAAUUUUGAUUCUCUGGAAUUGCAGGAAAAAGCCAUUCAGGACAUGAUUUGUGAUCAUUCCCUUCCACAAGGCUGGUAUCGCUUCAUGAUUGAAAACAAGCCUGCAGAAAUGCCAACUAGGUGUAUCGAAAUGAACAAAUGUGGAACACAAGCCCCAAUCUGGCUCUCCCUUCAAUCAGCUUCUCUCCCACGUCCUGGAGAGAGAAAGGCACUGACUGCCUGCGCAACCUGGCAAUUCUUUUCUGGAAGCACCAAAGACUGUUGCCUCUUCCAAAUCCCCAUCUCAGUUAGACAUUGUGGGGAGUUCCUUGUUUAUCUCUUGCAACCUACUCAAGGGUGCAUGGGCUACUGUGCAGAAGAAUCACAGCUCAACUCUUUUGAUCCCAAAAGGACUGAAUCAGAAGACAUCAUUCAAGGGAAAUUCCAAAUUCCAGUUUUACACCCAGUUGUUACUCCUGAGCUUUUGGGGUCCCAGGUCUACCUAAAAUGCACUUUCAGCAGUCUAACUUCAAAUUGGGCUAUAGGCUAUACAGUGAUCUGGUCACGACUUUCUACAUCCAAUGUGAAAGAACAGCUUCAUCAUGACACAACUGUGCAGACAUUCUCCUAUGUGGAGAUGGAUGGAAUUAAUUUCAGAUUGGGAGAUACGGUCUUUUGCACUGUCACAGCUUUUAGGUGGGACUCAGCUGAUCGUCGCUCUUCCCCUGAAGAAAGCGAUGGAUUCUACGCUGGAAUCAAGUUUGUACCAGAAUCUUUACAAAUUGCAGAGGAUGGAAAGGAACAUAUUUUGACAAUCUUAAGUACCAUUCCUAUUACAUGUUUGGCCCAGGAUGACAUCUGUAAAAUUACUUUACAGCUAAGUACUCAGAUUUCCGCUAACUUGUUAGAAAGGACACCGAACAUAGCCCUUUCAACAUGCCACGUGGAUCUGGAACAAAGGCCCUGCCAAGAAAGCAGCUGUGCAAGAGCAACACUUGCUGUGAAAGCUGUGAAUGACUUUGUAGAAAAUGGAAACUUUAUCAGUUAUAUCACAGCUAAGCCAGUUCAGCCAAGAAAAUUUCUGUGGCAUGAUUAUAAGCCCAUGGAUGUCAAGGUCACAGUUCAAGACAUCCCUACAGGUUACUGCUACUCUUUCACAGAUCCACACAUAAUCACAUUUGAUGGACGGCAUUACAGUAACUACAUGAUUGGAACUUUUGUCUUAUACAAGAGCCUUAGCCGUCUAUUUGAGGUGCAUGUACGUCAGUGGGACUGUGACAGCCACCAUACUGCCAUUGCCUGUAACUGUGGUGUUGUUGCACUAGAAGAUAAUGAUAUUGUUAUUGUUGACAUGUGCAACAGGCAAUUUCUGGAAACCAAAUCUCAGGUGAUAAUACAAAACAUCAGAGCCUCAUCACAACAAAAUGUCAAAAUCCUGAAGUCCUAUGGAGGAAAAAAAAUCACUAUCUUGUUCCAUUCAGGAGCCUUUGUUCGAGCUGAUCUUAAUGACUGGGGAAUGAGUUUGACAGUAAGGGCACCGAGUAGUGACUUUAACAGGACCAGAGGUUUAUGUGGCACUUUUGACAGAAAUAGUCAGAAUGACUUCCACAGGGCUGAUGGGAGCUCUUUAUUUUCUCGCCAGAAUAGCACAACUGAGGAGAACUUCAUAGAAGCCUGGAGGAUAGCUCCAGGAAUGAGCCUGUUUGACAACAUUCCCUCCUCCUCGAAAUGGCAAAAGACAGAACAUUUCUGUUUAUGUCAGACAGAGCCUGACUCAAACUUGCAACCUUUAAAUUCUCUGCAUACUUUUUGGAAUUCUCCCCCACAAUCUUUGGAUUGCCACGAUGAGAAAAUUUAUUACACUUCCAUAAUUCCAUAUCUAGAUGUCACAUCCGAUUAUGUCAUUCACCUGAAAGCAGAUCCUUUAUUAUAUGACGAGCAAAGUGUUGCUAGUAUCUCUAAUAAUUGGGAAGAUCUCCAAAGAGAAAAAAGGCAAGGCUCUUUGGAAUAUUCACCUGUUUCCUCUUUCCAAAGUCCAACUGACUUGGAAAGUUUUUCAUAUUUUUUCCCAGAAGAUUAUUUUGAAGGGAAGUGGCCAAACAUUCAGACUACGUGGCCAACUCCAAGUGGCCUGACCUCAGCUGAAGUCUUAACACAUUGCAAGACAUUGCUUGAAAAUUCUGCCAUUGGCUCAGCUUGCAAAAGGUUUCUUGGCACCCAACUCGACGUGGCCAUUGAACUGUGUCUUUCAGAUGUGCAGAUUAAGGAUGAUCUCAAAUGGGGAGAAUUACUUAUUCCAUUUUUGGAAAAUGUCUGUGAAAAAAAGGUCAUUUUAGAAAAUGUAACUGAAUAUGAGAUACCUGCUAUCCAUCACAAAAUUAUCACAGCACUGAGAUGUCCCAACCUCUGUAAUGGCCAUGGACAGUGCACUAUAAGGGGCUGUCAAUGUUUUGAAGGCUACACCUCCUAUGACUGUAGAAUUGCCAAAG
This is a messenger RNA of Protobothrops mucrosquamatus (brown spotted pit viper), 2523 nucleotides long. It is a transcript of the gene VWDE, whose product is annotated as von Willebrand factor D and EGF domains. The annotation marks the transcript as partial. The record is from RefSeq and is a predicted model, not a curated record. The transcript has 11 exons. Lineage: Eukaryota; Metazoa; Chordata; Lepidosauria; Squamata; Viperidae.